AUGCUCCGUGCUGCUGCUGGCCGUGUCUCUGCCCCGCUCCGUCGGCUGGUCCAUUCUUCCGCCCCUCGUCGCGGAGGUGCUACUGAGGAGAUCUUCUCCGACACACAGAACGGAUACCUCUUUGGCGAGAAGCCGGGCGUCCCGCGCAAGAAGGAGCUGUGGGAGACCAUGAUGCAGAUCGGGAUGGGCGGCACCUUUGUUCUCGCCGCUAUCGGCCUCGCUUGCGCGCCCGAGACCUCGAUCAAGGUCUGGGCCGAGGAGGAGUCGGUCGCCCGCAUCAAGCGUCGCCAGGCCGAAGAGUAGGUGCCUAGUAAAGAGAGUGUUACGAA
Molecule: messenger RNA, 329 nt
Organism: Thecamonas trahens ATCC 50062
Lineage: Eukaryota; Apusomonadida; Apusomonadidae
Exons: 3
Coding region: 1-303 (100 amino acids)
Source: RefSeq, a predicted model, not a curated record